Messenger RNA from Magallana angulata, 2293 nucleotides. RefSeq lists its product as uncharacterized. The transcript has 10 exons. NCBI's taxonomy places the organism in Eukaryota, Metazoa, Mollusca, Bivalvia, Ostreida, Ostreidae. Bases 119 to 1738 code for a protein of 539 amino acids. The record is from RefSeq and is a predicted model, not a curated record.
UGAACAGUCUUACCAGUCUGUUUUUGUCGAUUGUAAUGUUUAAAUUGUAGCAGAUUAUCCUUUCUGGAGGGUAUUUAUUCAUUAAUUUUCUGUUGCACGGUUACACCAUUUAAAAAAAAUGGAUCAUUCAUACCAGUUAUAUCUGUUUAUAUUAUCGACAACAACACUUUUCACAGAAAUCAAGCCAGCGGGCGAUGUUUCACAUAGCUGGUUUGAUGCUCAAAAGCAAUGCUUACAUCAUGGAUUAACUAUAGAAAAAGACAAAAGUGACCAGCCAUAUUGGACAGGAGUAUACCGUAGACUGACUCCUUGGAUAAACAUAUUAGGGUGCUAUCCCGAUUCAACCGACAUUCUGCAGUAUGUGAUUAAUAAGACUAUGAUCAUAAGCUCUGUUGGAAUUUGUCAAGAAAUGUGUUAUCGUGAAAAUCGUUACAAGUUCGCUGUAAAGAUGAAUAACUGCUUAUGCAUUGAAAGUGAUGUCCAUGUAAACUCAUCCAAUCGACUUUCACCUGAUGAUUGCAACUUUACGUGUGGGGAUAACACAGACGUUAUUUAUUCGGGAGACUGUGGUGGGACUAGUGCCUACAAUUUAUAUGAAAUUCAAGAAGUGAACUUUAGCACGGAAGAUACAUGCCUAAGUUUACAAUGCUCAAAAGAAGACAAAAAAUUUAUUCCAAAAAGAUGUUCCGAAGCUCUCGGUAAAGUUUGUGAAAAGAUAAAUAUUACAGAUACUGGCUUUGCCACUAGUUGGAAUCUAUCAAUGGAACAAUGUAGAAUACAACAUUCUGGUUAUUUAUUGGGAGAAGUUAUCCUGAAUAAUCCUCGCAUUCUCUGUUUACAAAUACCACCUAAUAGUUUGGUUGUUUGGGUAGGCGUAAGACGACAAAAAUACAAAAACGUCGAUCAAGGAUAUCAAAUAAUAGAUGAAGAUAGAGGAACAUUUAAAGACUGCCAAAUGUGUAGAAAAAACGACUGUUGUUUCGAAAGCUGUCAUUAUUUAUUAAACAGUUCCAUAUUCUGUCAAAAUAUAUCAGAUACUUCUCAACGCCACAUAACUGCAAACAAUACAAUGUCAAAAGAAUGUUUAACUGGUUCAACCCUUACGUCGAUUAUUUCAACAUCAGAUGAACUUUUUUCUUCAACGUCUACAACUAGAAACUACGACACAAAUCAAUUACCAUCAUCUAAUGAUACCCAGCAAACGUCAAGUGCCAAUGACGAAUUAGCUUUGAAAAUAUCAUUACCAGUCAUAACAGUUUUCAUCGUUUCACUGUUAUGUGCAAUGGCAGUAGUGUUUUAUUUAAGAAGAAGAAAAAUGACAAAAGCUGAUGGGACUACAAAGGCGCAAAUCGAAACAGGCCCCAGAAAACACAUUGGUUCAAAUGUAGAUUGUGUCCAGAAUAACUCCUAUUUUGUAUUAGAACAAUGUCCUCAGUAUAUAUCUAAAGGAAGUGUUUCAUCGAAUGAGAGUCCCUACAACAAUUCAGAAGAGGGUGUUUAUGACCAUCUAAGGGACAAGAUAUCACGGAAGCCGGAAGUGGAAGAUACCUAUCAACAUGCAUCAGCGGGUGUGUCCAGCAAUAUGUCUGAAUAUGAUACAAUGGCGAAUGCAUUCAACAAAAAACAGGAAGAAUGUGAUUCUGAUGACUAUUCACAUCAGGAUUCAAACGGAAAUUAUGCGUGUGAUUUACCUGCUAACAAUCAUUUGACUCACAACCCGUACGAUGUUGCUGUUUAAAGUGUUUGAUUAUCAACCAGCCUUGAUAUAACAAAAAUCAAACGAUCUCAUCUGCGUAUUUAUAUUUUUUUGUGUCAUUUCAUCAGCCACUACAAUUAUGCAUUAGAAACAAUAUCAAUUUACAUUUAUCCUCAAUUUAUAUCAUAUUUAAGGUUUGACACAAUUGAUGUGUUUGAAUCCUACAUUGCAACAACAAAUGAUUAAAUUUUUAGUAACCAUUUGAAUAAAAAGACAUUCGUGAUAUAUACAGCAAUUAACUCAUCCACUAAAAACAAAUUGUUCUGCACUUAUGAUGUUUGUGACAGUUUGUUUCUUACUUUGUGAUCUCUCAUUGUGUCUGUGAUUUGUUUUGCUAACUGUAGCAUCAUGAAAUUGGUAAAUAGUCAAACUAAUCAUUGCAACACGAAAUCAAACUGAUGUAAUUUUAUCUAAUAACAUUUGUAUUCAUAACAUUGUUGUUACUUAAUUUACAUAAACUAACAUCUCUGAUUUUUCCAACAAUUACCAAAACCUGAUGACCGCAAAACAGUAUACAAUGAAUUAACGUGUUCUUUU